Syzygium oleosum is the source of this 2888-nucleotide messenger RNA. RefSeq names its product double-stranded RNA-binding protein 3-like. Gene Ontology annotation, molecular function: double-stranded RNA binding. The record is from RefSeq and is a predicted model, not a curated record. NCBI's taxonomy places the organism in Eukaryota, Viridiplantae, Streptophyta, Magnoliopsida, Myrtales, Myrtaceae. The transcript has 3 exons. The coding region runs from base 1156 to 2712 and encodes 518 amino acids.
UCUUUCGUUCAUGGCGUUGUUAGUGCGCCGACUUGAGUCGUGUUGCGGUCGGUUGCUGAUAAAGAUGCAUUUGAAUGUCCUGCGAUGCGCUUAAUUUGAACCCUCCAGCCGCGAAAUGCUGGACAGAUAUAAAGGCGAUUGAUGCGGAUUUGUUUGAAUGAGGAGUGGUGAACCCAUUUGUAGUUCCUUCUAUCGUUACCAAAUUCUCUUCCUUUUCCGUUUUUUCUAAGUUUUCUAGCCGUGAAAAUGGAGGAAUGCGGGAAAUUUUAUGUUUGUCGAGCUGACCAUUCUGAGAAUUAGAUCAAAGCCGUGGGUUUCAGGACUUAAAGGGAGAUGAUGCUGUAGCUGGUUGUCCUUGCUGGUUGGAAGCAGUGCUCCAAGUAUUUGUUGGGGCAGUUGCUGGGGCUUUGGAAAAAGACAUAUGCUUUUCAUUUGCUUUCUUGUUGUUUCCUAGUUUGUUAACUAUGACAAUUAGGGAGUACUCCUGGGAUGCUGUCUGAUUGUUUGUGAAGAAUUCAUGCAUGCCGAUGGGCUCGUUUAAAUUCAUUUGCAUAUAUAGAGUAGUGUAUACCGUUAAACCCUUUUUCGUUUUUUGUGUAGUUACUCCAGUAGUCAGAGUUUAACUUUGCACAGCGUAGCAGUCUUAGGCAGUGCUUAGUUAGUAUGAGUUGGUGAGAUGCCGCAACUUGCCGUCUCACUUUUUAGUUCCGCACGAUUGGCUGAGAACCUCCUUUAAACAUGCAAUGCAUGAUGUUUGUUUCCUUUAUUUGCCGUUUUUGUUGUGUUAAGAUAGGAAAUUUGAUCACAAUGUCUCUGUUGACAAUGAUAACUAGUUGAAAUGCAGUUUUUCGACAGCCAGUUUCUGCAAUGAAUUUAGUAAAGUUACAAAAAAGUAAGAGCGAGACGAUAGGAUCCACGAAAUCUUCAUUGAUUUUGAGAAUGAUCGAUGUAUUGUUUUUCUGUGUCUGGAUGGCUCUUGUAAUAGCGUUUGCCAAAUUUACUGUUUCCGGCAGACUUGGAUAUCUAAAAAGCAGGAAUUUGAACUUGCUGUCCUUGCAUAUGCCAUCCUUCAUAUCAGCUUAAAUGUGUAUAACUCUUAAUGAAUGAUAGUGUACAACUCCCGCUCAAUGCAUAAAUUACAUCAUACACAUAGGUAUGUAUAAAAACCAGCUGCAAGAAUUGGCUCAGAGAAGCUGCUUCAACUUGCCAUCUUAUUCUUGCAUCCGGGAGGGACCUGAUCAUGCCCCUCGAUUUAAAGCUACAGUCAACUUCAAUGGAGAGACUUUUGAAAGUCCUACUUUCUGCUCUACGCUAAGGCAAGCAGAACAUUCAGCAGCUGAGGUAGCUCUAACCGCACUUGCUACAAAGGGUCCAUCUAGAGCAUUGGCUGCAAAAGUUUUGGAUGAAACUGGAGUUUACAAGAAUUUGCUUCAGGAGACAGCUCACAGAGCUGGUUUGAACCUGCCUGCUUAUUCUACUAUUCGAUCUGGACCAGGCCAUGUUCCUAGUUUCUCUUGUACAGUUGAGCUAGCUGGAAAGAGCUUUACUGGGCAACCAGCUAGAACAAAGAAACAAGCUCAGAAAAAUGCUGCCAUGGCUGCUUGGUCUGCCUUGAGAAAAAUGUCUCGGGAGUCAAUGUCUUCCUGUUCUUCGUCUGCUCCGCUGGAUUCUAAAGCUAGUGAAGAACAGGAACAGGUUAUCGUUGCUCGUUUCCUGUCGAGUUUACCACCAUCAGAGUCAGAGUCGAAAGAAGUGCAAAAAAGACAAAUAAGAUCAGUCAAAUCCAAUGUACGCAGCCCAUAUUCAAGAAGCUUCUGUCCUUUGCAGUAUCAAAAUUGGGCAUACUCAAGUUUUCCGCAUCAGAUGGUAAUGUGUCAUAUGUGGGAGCAAGAGAAGCUUUUUCAACAGCAGCUUCACUUAGUGAGGCUUCCCAUUCCUUCUACUAUAUCAUCGCCUCAGAUUCUUCCCAACGUGCAAUCUGUGAUUAACCCAGACAGCUGCCAGCAUUUUCCAGCGAGGCAGUUUUGUUCUCCUGUCUUGGGGCCCAGAAUUGCAAUUGCCACAUCGGUCCCAUCAUUUUGUUUCUCAAACCAAGUGAUUCCUGAUUCAAUGAGUAGCAGACCCAGAUUGACCAUUCAAGAGAUUCAGGAGGAGCAAGUCGAAGAAUCAUCGGGCUUUCCGACAACUGUAACUUCAGAUUCACUUGUUCUUAGAAGCAGCGGAAGUGAGUUAAGAAUAUCGGGGCAGGAUCAUUGGAAUGUCAUAGAGAAAGCUCGGUUGCAAACUAAGGAUACAUUUAAUUCUUCUCCCCUACAUCACGGACGUCAGUAUCCUCCAAGAGCAAGUUUAGUUAGAUGCUUGAGUCCACCUUCUGCAGUGGAAUCCACAAUGAAUCGAUCAAGUGGCAGUGUACCUGUAGUACAUUACAGACCGCAAAAUUUGGCUCCCCAUAAGCAUGCUCCUCCAAGAAUGAGAACGGGAGCUAAUUCAUAUUCGGCUAGGCCAAAACCCACAGGACGCAAUGUUGAAGCAUUGCGUCCUCGUUUCUUGGCACCCCCUGUUCGAAUCCGUUCUGUUGUACCAGUGUGUUCAGCUUCACCAUCAGGAAGAACGCCGAUUUCCAGGCCAGACGAUGGGUCAAAUGUCUCCGGAAAUCGAACGGCAGAGCCGGAAGAGGUGGUGAGUUUGGAGCUAGGCAGACUCCAAUUAUGAGAAGGAAACAGAUUCUAAAGCGAACAUAUAAAUUCUUCCUUCUAAUAGCUUUUCUCUUAGGAGCAUUCAUGCUUCUUGUAAGUUGUUAAAAUAAAUCUUGUAAUGUUGUCUCCUCUAUGGGAACGCAAAAAUCUUAUGACUGCAAAGUCCGAGGAAAUUAUCCCUCUUUUCUCCCA